GCAGGGUUGAAAUAUGCUACACUCUCUUUGUUUACUGUUGUGUAUCAUCAGAUAAUAGCAUCUUAUGCUUUUGCCGAAAAGCCUUUUUGAAAUCUGACAUGUUGGCUGGAUUCACAACGAGUGUAGCUUUAAUUUGGUAUCUUACAUGUGUGAUUUAAUGAAAGUUAGAUUUUUAUAGUAAUAUAUUUGAAUUUGGUGCGCUACAUUUUUCUGGAUUUUGGCCAAGUGGGACGCUACCGUCCCACCUAUCCUAGAGAGGUUAAACUUCACAGGGACCUAAACAAGUUCCCACAGGCCUAAAACAAAGUUGAGCUCACAUAAACACCCCCACACACACACCCACAUACCAACACACACACACACACACCACACACACACACCCACAGAAGUUAAGAGAGGGGGAUAGAGAGAGAGAGUUUCAAAGAGACAGAGAGACAGAGAGAAAGAGAAGAGAGAGAGUUUCAAGGAGAGAGAGAGAGAGAGAGGGAGAGAGAGAGAUUAGUUAGUAGUUACUGUAUUUCUGACUGCUAUUCUUUAUUUUGGAACAUGAAAUCGCUAUCAGUUAUCAUUUACCGCGAAACUGUUAAAAUAUGAAGCCUGUCCGGGGAUCUCGACGCGCCCCAUCCAAGGCACCUAAAGGCAAGAAGACAGGCGAGAAGCUAAAUAAGCCCGGUAUAAAGACAUGUCAACGGAGAGUAUCUCAGGAGGAGCCCCAGCCAGGAACCAGCAGCCAGGUCCCUCAGCCAAAACCACAGAAGAAGAAAAGUGGCACAGUUGCAGGUCCCAGGAAGCUGAAAGCUCAGGAGAAGUGGAAACUUCUGACCAGGUCCUCCAUAACGGCUCUAGACAACAUACUGGGCCUGUCUAUACUGUCUGUUCUGGCCGGAAGACGGACUAACAAAGAGGAAUCACAGAAACAUCUGAACAUUCUGAAAAACGGUUUUUCCAUCGCAACUUUUUUCCCUCAUUCAACCUUUUCACUCCGGACGCUUUAUCUGGACAUGGUUCGUCAACACCUUCAACAGCCGAAGCUAAGUAGUAACAUUAACAUGAUGUCUUCUAAUUGCAGUCGCUGUACUCAUAAUAUACAGGAGAACGAUCGCCUUACGGCGAAAAUAGCUGUGCUGCAAGCCCAGCUUCAGACGCAAUCGUUAGGCAAGGGUAUUUUCAGUGUAGGAAAGGAAGAAACAGCGUCUGUGCCACCAGUAAGUACAGAUAGUAACGUUAGUAUAAAUCCCCCCGCACAGUCCCCGCAGCCGGACAACUUUCUCAUGGCUUCUGGAGGGAAAUGCUGUUGGAAUGCUCAACCGGUGUCGCUCAUUCAGCCGACAGAAACUUUCAACCGGUUCUCCCCAUUAUGUAGCGAGUCGGAGUCUGAGUCUGAGUCUUCUCUUGUCUCUACUCCUCCCGUUACGGGGUCUGAGACGCCGAAGGCUCCCACCGUUAGCUCUGACAAAUUGAAAACCCUAGUCAUUGGCGACUCCAUUACCCGCAGUAUUAGACUUAAAACGAAUCACCCAGCGAUCAUACACUGUUUACCAGGGGGCAGGGCUACCGACGUUAAGGCUAAUCUUAAGAUGGUGCUGGCUAAAGCUAAAUCUGGCGAGUGUAGAGAGUAUAGAGAUAUUGUUAUCCACGUCGGCACCAACGAUGUUAGGAUGAAACAGUCAGAGGUCACCAAGUGCAACAUAGCUUCAGCGUGUAAAUCAGCUAGAAAGAUGUGUCGGCAUCGAGUAAUUGUCUCUGGCCCCCUCCCAGUUAGGGGGAGUGACGAGCUCUACAGCAGAGUCUCAGCACUCAAUCGCUGGUUGAAAACUGUUUUCUGCCCCUCCCAAAAGAUAGAAUUUGUAGAUAAUUGGCCCUCUUUCUGGGACUCACCCACAAACAGGACCAAGCCUGACCUGCUAAGGAGUGACGGACUCCAUCCUACCUGGAGGGGUGCUCUCAUCUUAUCUACCAACAUAGAUAGGGCUCUAACUCCUUUAGCCCCACAAUGAAAUAGGGUGCAGGCCAGGCAGCAGGCUGUUAGCCAACCUGCCAGCCUAGUGGAGUCUGCCAAUAGCACAGUCAGUGUAGUCAGCU
Salvelinus fontinalis (brook trout) is the source of this 2082-nucleotide messenger RNA. RefSeq lists its product as uncharacterized. The record is from RefSeq and is a predicted model, not a curated record. NCBI's taxonomy places the organism in Eukaryota, Metazoa, Chordata, Actinopteri, Salmoniformes, Salmonidae. The coding region runs from base 591 to 1997 and encodes 468 amino acids. The transcript has a single exon.